GCUGAAGCAACAGUCAUCUCUGACAGGAAGUCAAAUGCUACACAUCGAUACAAAUGCUAAAACUACUUCAGCAAUCAAAUUCUGGACUUUAAGGGGCUUUCCAAUAUUUUCACCAUCACAUUCAUGACUUGUAAUCACAUAAAAAAGAAUGCACCAGGCACUGUGUCUGAAGACCCUUCUCCUGCUGUCAUUUGGAGGAUAUGUCUUCUCCCAGGAUCAAUGUACAAAAGCCUCAGUGAGUACGUGUGAUGACUGUAUCAAGUCCGGACCAGCCUGUGCCUGGUGCCAAGAACUGAAUUUUACCAAGCCUGGGGAGCAGGAAGCAGUACGAUGUGACACAAGGACAGUGCUUCUGGGAAAAGGUUGCCUAGAGACAAAUAUUGUCAGCCCCAGGAGCAAUCAUAAGAAGGAUAAAGACAGACCACUGUCUGGGGGCCAACACCAGAAAGAUCCAGUUCAAAUACAACCCCAAGAGAUCACACUUGAGUUAAGACCAGGUCACCCAUUCACGUUCGAGUUUAAGUUUCAAAGGGCAGAGGGUUACCCAGUUGAUCUGUAUUAUCUGAUGGAUCUGUCCUACUCAAUGGGAGAUGAUUUGAAGAAUGUGAAAAACCUGGGGAUACAGUUACUUAACAAACUGAAAAGUAUCACUGGACAUGCAAGAAUAGGCUUUGGCUCAUUUGUUGAUAAGACACUUCUCCCAUUCACGGACACAAAUGAAGAGAAACUGAAAAAGCCAUGUCCACCCAAAGAAAAGGACUGUCAGCCAGCAUUUGGCUUCCAGCAUGUCCUCAAUCUGACAGAGGAUGCAGAAUUAUUCACUACUAUGGUCUCUAAGCAGAACAUAUCUGGCAACCUGGACACUCCAGAGGGAAGUCUGGAUGCCAUCAUGCAAGCUGUCACCUGUGUGGACCAGAUCGGCUGGGGGAACAGCACACGGCUGCUUGUGCUGGCGACCGAUGCCGGCUUCCACAUGGCUGGAGAUGGGAAGCUUGCUGGCAUUCUAGAACCCAACAAAGAAACCUGCCAGCUGGACGGAAACAUGUACAGCAAGAGCAACAUUUGGGAUUACCCAUCUGUUGGCCAGAUAGCCAGAAAGUUGGAGAAGCAAAACAUACAGCCUAUUUUUGCUGUCACAGAGAACGUGGCAGAUGUGUACACUGAACUGAGCAAACUGAUUCCUAAGUCUGCUGUUGGAGUACUAAGUGCUGAUUCAAGCAAUGUGGUCAACCUAAUUGUGGAGGCAUAUAAUAAACUGUCCUCCAGUGUAAUUAUGACCCAUGAUGUGCUUCCUGAAGACAUAACAGUAAAGUACGCGUCUGACUGUGAAACAGGUGAUAAGAAGGAAACCUGCAAUGGUGUCACCAUAGGAAAGAAGGUGACAUUUAACAUAACCGUGAAAGCAGAGUCAUGCAUAGACACAAAGUCUUUCAACAUUGGCCCCAUGGGCUUUCGGGAGAGACUGAAGGUCAAUGUUAAAACACGAUGCAAGUGCGAGUGUGAUAACAGGAUGUCCUUGCAUGAACACUGUAAUAACCGUGGCAGUGUCAUCUGUGGCACAUGCAGAUGCCAGGGAGGCUUCUUGGGACAACGUUGCGAAUGUAGCCUUGGUGAGAAGGACGAGGCUACACUGAAGGCACAGUGCCGCAAAGACAACGGCACAGAGUGCGAGGGUCGCGGAGAAUGUGAGUGUGGGGUGUGCAAGUGCCACCUUACCGAAGGAGGCCAAUAUUACUACGGCUCUCACUGCGAAUGUGAUAACGAGCACUGCGAGAAGUACCAGAACAAGCUGUGCGGAGGCAAUGGUAAUUGCCGCUGUGGUGUGUGUGAGUGUUUUGAGGACUUUGAGGGAUCAGCAUGUCAGUGCAGGAAAUCCAAUGAUGCUUGUACCACAAGUGGAAGCGAUUGCCAUGGACGUGGCAAGUGUGUGUGCAACCAGUGUGUUUGCAUGCGGGAAUACAAGGGACCCAAAUGUGAAAAAUGUCAUACUUGCCAACUGCCAUGCCAGAAGUCUGGGAGCUGCAUUGAAUGUCUAGCCUUUGGAACAGGAUCAUUUGCGAAGAACUGCUCAAAAUCUUGUUCCCACCUUCAACACGAAAUGAAUGAGAAAUUGAUAAAUAAUGACUGUCGAGUAAAAGACCAUGAAGGCUGUUGGAUGUUCUUCUCCAUGACUGAAAAAGAUGGAUUUGACAAGUAUUCUGUCAAAAUUCUCAAGGAGAGAGAAUGUCCUGAGGGGCCCAAUGUAGCAGCCAUCGUGGGUGGUUCACUGGCAGCUGUGGCACUGAUUGGAUUUCUACUACUCCUUAUCAUCAAGGGUUUUAUUUAUGUAAAAGAUCUCAAAGAGUGGAGAAAUUUUGAAAAGGAAAAGCAGCGCUCUCAAUGGGCAAAAGGUGACAAUCCAUUAUUCCAAAAAGCAACCACAACUGUUGCAAAUCCAGCAUUUACUGGAGACUCCUAAAGCAGUUGUAGAACACUGCAGGGAAACUGAGCUAUGCAUAUGAAAUCCACCAGAGAUGCCUACUGUGCGAGCUGUGACGUCUGUGAACAAUCCUCAAGGAUGUGGACUAUUAUCUGAGCCAGGUGAUCGAUGCUCUGCUUUAAACACCUUAGCCAGAUGAUCACCUGGGCAAGGGAGUCGACCUCUACAGGCUUCAACUGCCUCUGGAGACAUGACCUGGAAACCUCCUGAGGACUGGAUUAAUAUGUGACAGUGCAAUUAUAUUUUUCGAAUCCCUUGUUACAUUUGCAAGUGUUUUUAUCAUGACUGCUUGCUUUGCCAGUCUUUCAAUGUACAAUGAAUAGUCAUAUCAAUGUAUAAUUGUACAAAGUUGAAGAUACAAUCUAAAUAAACAUAUUUCUUGGCUAAUAUA
Messenger RNA from Electrophorus electricus (electric eel), 2870 nucleotides. NCBI's taxonomy places the organism in Eukaryota, Metazoa, Chordata, Actinopteri, Gymnotiformes, Gymnotidae. The record is from RefSeq and is a predicted model, not a curated record.